UGAAGAAAAGUAUACGAUCCUUUGGGUACAAAGUUAGCAUUUUGAUAAUUAAUCACGAGAAGCCACCUUAAAGAAAGGAAUAAAAGAAUGCUAUACUUAAGAAGUAAACAUGAAAUUCCUCCCUUUGGAAUCAGUAAUAAACUAUCCACAAAAUCACAUAACAGUUUAAACCAUUUUACCUAGCUAGGACUCCAAAAAUGAAGACAUUCCAUGGAUCUUCCAACACAAAAUUCAGGUUCUUUCUGUUGCCAAGGUCUCUACAAUGCUUGUUCUUUCAAGGGUUGCUGUUUAUUUGCUUUCACUUUUCUACUAUUCAUAGUCAUAGCCAUUGCAAUUUCUGCUUUGGUUGUUAUCUUCAUUUUCAGGCCUCAAGAGCCAAGAUUCUCUCUUUCAACAAUAAGGGUGAAUUCAUUUAGGCUCAGUCUUUAUUCUAGUUCAACUCUUUUCAUUUCCUCUGUUGUCUCCCUGACCUUAAAUGCUCAAAACCACAACAAAGUAGGCAUCAAAUAUAUCCCUUCAAAGCUUAAUAUUUACAACCAUGGAAUUCCAAUAGGACUAAUCAGAGUUCCAGGCUUCUACCAACCAGCUCACAGUGACAACAUUAAAGUAACAACACAGAUUUCUCUGCAUUGUGUGAAUGUUUCCCAGAUCCUUAGUGAAAGUUUGUUGCAAGAUAAGGCAAGGAAGAAGGUUGUUCAAGUGAAAGCAAUAGGUGAUAUUAGAGUUCAGCUGUUCCUGUUUCGCCUAGCCUCGCCAAAGAUCAAGAUUGCAUUGGACUGUGACAUAGACUUGGACUAUGCAGAGCUUCUAUUCAAGAAUUAUGAACUCUUUAAUAAUAUGGAUGUAGUUCAACAUCAUCUUGCAACAUUUCCUGGCAAGUCUGCAUCCUUCUCCAAGAAGUGUACAUUAGCUUUGUAUUUAUAAAGAUGGUACAUUUCAGGCCUUCAUAAAUAGAUGGUGAUAAUUUUCAAAUCAUCAUAAUUUCGCAGUAGCAGGCAGAUUUAUUAUUAUUUUAUUUAUUUAACUACAAUUGAAGUUUAAAUUCAAAAUUUCAUAGUUUGAAAAAAUUUCAUAAUUUUGGUGAAAUAAGAAAACUUAUUUAUGUGCCUUGAUUUCCAAGCACAUACUUUGUUUCACUUCAAUCAUGUCAUUCUUGUUUCACUACAAGAGGAAGAGGAAAAGCAGAUAUAUGAAUGAGAAGCUCUCAUUUCAUUGAUGUGGAUAA
Molecule: messenger RNA, 1225 nt
Organism: Hevea brasiliensis (rubber tree)
Lineage: Eukaryota; Viridiplantae; Streptophyta; Magnoliopsida; Malpighiales; Euphorbiaceae
Exons: 3
Coding region: 211-924 (237 amino acids)
Cellular component (GO): plasma membrane
Source: RefSeq, a predicted model, not a curated record